AUUCCCACUGUUCCACGUUUGUUAUCUUAUCUACGGUUGUUACGUAUCUGGUAAUCAGACUUCAAAACCGUGCCACACCUCUCGGUUGGGAAGUAGAGAGCAUCUUGCGCCGGGUGUCUGAUUGAAUUGUGCCCGACAUCUGUGUUUAGUUAGAGGUGAGCAAGUGCCAAAGCUAAUAUUUACCCCUGCACGACUUGAUAACAGCAUAUUAGCGGUCAAAUUAGCAUUACUCUGCCUGAGGUCUCUUUAAUCAACGGAGUUCUCCGGAACAAAACGAUCUCAGAAGAUUGAGUCUUUUUUUUUUCAACGAUGAAGUUUUCCUAAAAGACCCUGGGCUGGUUCGAGGUCCCUAAAGUCGGCCGGCUUUCCAAGUAGACAGCAUGUUAAGAGGUCAUGACCCUUGUGCUGUCAGUCUGUUCUCAAAGGAACAAAUCUCUUAGGUUCUCCUCUCACAGUCUUGAUACAGCCGAGUACAGCAGCCAUGGCCUGCUCCAUUUUUGCCUGCAAGAGUUUGCGCAGGGGGAAGUACUUUGUGCCGCUGUUUCUCCUGCUCUCCGUGCUGGCGUGGUUGGCAGCGUUGUCCGGUGAAUCGGUGAAAACCUUCCAGGUUCACCUCGGACCCACGGGAAAAAGUCUCAGAGUUGAACUGGAUUCUCAGCUCGAAACCAGCAGUCAAACGACGACGACUGAGGAUUGCCCCGCACAGUCGCCUCUCUUAGUUGGACCCCUGCAGCUGACCUUUGACUCCUCACUGACACAGGAGGAUGUGGAGAAAGAGAACCAGGUCGUUGUCGACGGAACGUACAAACCUCCAGACUGUACGUCCAGACAGAACAUUGCCAUCCUCAUCCCACAUCGCAACCGGGAGAAGCACCUCCUCUUCCUCCUGCACUACCUGCACCCCUUCCUGCAGAGGCAGCAGCUCCACUACGGCAUUUAUGUCAUUCAUCAGGCUGGUGAUACAAAAUUCAACCGAGCCAAAUUAUUGAAUGUGGGAUUUCUGGAGGCCCAGAAAGACUACGACUGGGAUUGCUUCUUUUUCCAUGAUGUGGAUCUCAUUCCUGAAAACGACCAUAAUUUAUACAUGUGUGAGAAUAACCCCAAACACCUGGUGGUUGGCCGAAAUGUCACCGGCUACAAGCUGCGUUACAAGGGUUACUUCGGGGGAGUGACGGCCAUGAACUCGCGGCAGUUUCUCCAAGUGAAUGGAUUUUCUAAUAAUUACUGGGGCUGGGGAGGAGAAGAUGACGAUCUGAGAAUCAGGACGGAGAUCCACAACAUGACCAUCGUGAGGCCGCCGGCCGACGUGGCUCGCUACACCAUGGUGUUCCACUCGCGGGACAGUGGCAACGAAGUCAACAAGCAGAGGCUGGUGUUGGUGAGGAGCACGAAGAGGUUGUGGAAGAAGGAUGGACUCAGCAGCUGCAAGUAUCAGGUGUUGUCACUAGACAGGCUGCCUCUUUAUGUCAACAUUACCGUGGACAUUGGAAAGCCUUUUAACUGACGUUUCCAGCUCCACACAAACUGUGACCAAAAAAAACUAUUUUCUUGAAUUCUUUCUUUUGUUUUUUUUGUUACAAUUGUACCAGAGGAUGGAGUUUUCCUACCGUUAAUGGAUUUAUUGCGAUAUGUCAUCAAAAUGAACUGCUUAUCUGUUAAAAAAUGUCUGAAAUGCAUUUUGUUUUCUCACAAAUAAUUCACACAAAAACAAGCAAACAAGUUUCAUGUUUGUUUGUUUUUUUUUUCACAGUGUUUGAUUUUAGUUCCCUCCAGAUUUUCUAAAACACGUUACACAUUUCACACAGAACUUUUAUCUUCAAGAAACUGUCUGAAGUUUGAAAUGUCAAAGGCCAAGAGGUUAAUUUAAAAAUUAAAAUUAAAAUAUAUAUAUAUGUAUACUUUAUGGGUUAUAUUUAUACAUGUUUACCCGGUUUACCCGGUUUAUUAUUGUUUAAAACACUGAAUCAGCUCUAACGUGUGAAUGUGUUUUGCCACUGUUGACACAGGGGGUCGGCGUGGCCAGCAUUGUAACAACAACAAGUAUGAGUGUGCACAACCCCAGAGCCCAAAGUAGCUGUAAUUUUUUUUUUUUUCCGAAACAGAACGUUGUGUGCGACUUUGUCUGUGGCGUCAGGAACCUUUAUGUUGUGCUCAAAAUAGCAUUACCAGCGCAGCGCAACAUGACCCUGUUCUUUACACUGGAGGCUGCUGUUGUUCAGUUCAGUAACAUGUAGCAUGACAUCCUGUCAUAAUGAAACUGAAGCAACUCAAAUAUAGUUUGAUCCACAAAUAUACACAGUACUCUCUGUCAGGUGACACAGUAACUGCGUCGUGUCCUCCCACAGUGCCAUUAAACCAUCACAAAUUAUUUACUUACCCUUUUUCAAAUUGUAGUUAUUGAGGGCAGACAUUUUCUGUAUUUUAGAUUUAUAUACCCUAUUUUUUUGUAGGAAAAUGUGUUAAAAUCUUCAGACAUCAGUUUGACAUGUCAGACUGUUUGGUGGUGGGUUCAACUUUAAAAAAAAAAAGAAA
This is a messenger RNA of Cynoglossus semilaevis (tongue sole), 2532 nucleotides long. RefSeq names its product UDP-Gal:betaGlcNAc beta 1,4- galactosyltransferase, polypeptide 4 (gene b4galt4). The transcript has 7 exons. Gene Ontology annotation, molecular function: galactosyltransferase activity. The record is from RefSeq and is a predicted model, not a curated record. Lineage: Eukaryota; Metazoa; Chordata; Actinopteri; Pleuronectiformes; Cynoglossidae. Gene Ontology annotation, cellular component: Golgi apparatus. Gene Ontology annotation, biological process: carbohydrate metabolic process. Bases 482 to 1504 code for a protein of 340 amino acids.